Fundulus heteroclitus (mummichog) is the source of this 2883-nucleotide messenger RNA. It is a transcript of the gene btaf1, whose product is annotated as BTAF1 RNA polymerase II, B-TFIID transcription factor-associated. Gene Ontology annotation, molecular function: DNA binding; TBP-class protein binding; ATP hydrolysis activity. Lineage: Eukaryota; Metazoa; Chordata; Actinopteri; Cyprinodontiformes; Fundulidae. The record is from RefSeq and is a predicted model, not a curated record.
CCAUGGAGGAAGGAAUAAAUGCAAGAUGGCUCCUCAUAUAAGAACAGUCUUCUCGGUAGCCUUCAGCGAGCAACAAAAUAACUCUCUAAUCCUUAUUAGAUUAAAAUUUUUAUCCGCGAAGAGUUCUGAAGGGUAAACCGGGCUCUGGCUUGGCGACGUUAGACCUCGUUUUGCGCGGACACAGAGCGCAGGGACAGCGGGGACGGGCUUUGAGGACAUGGUUGUGAGAGCUCGGAGUGAACCGUUGGAUUAAGUGAGGAUCACGGAGCCCCGGCAGGGCCUGAGUUAGCCUGCUAGCAGCUAACCAGCUAAUGACUUCGCCUGCUGUCUCCUGCCGCGUCGGAACCUCCGGAGAGAAGAAGGGAUACAACUAGUGUUGGAUGUGGGAAGUUGGAGCUCCUGUAACGAACGACGAUGGCCGUGUCAAGACUGGACCGUUUGUUUAUUUUGCUCGACACCGGAACAACGCCAGUGACCAGGAAAGCGGCGGCCCAGCAGCUUGGAGAAGUGGUGAAACUACAUCCACAUGAACUCAAUAACCUUUUGACAAAGGUGCUGGCCUAUCUACGGAGUCCCAGCUGGGACACUCGAAUAGCAGCCGGCCAGGCCGUGGAGGCCAUCGUGAGAAAUAUUCCUGAGUGGAACCCGGCUCCAAAGCCAAAGGAAGAGUCCCGUGACGACCUGUCUCCGGAGGACUCGUCCUGCGACCGCCUGAAUUUCUACCAUUUCGACAUCUCCCGCCUGCUCAGACACGGAGCCUCGUUGCUCGGAUCCGCGGGAGCCGAGUUUGAGCUGCAGGACGACAAAACCGGUGAGAUGGAUCCCAAGGAGCGUCUUGCCCGCCAGAGGAAGCUGCUGCAGAAGAAGCUGGGCCUGGAUAUGGGCGCCGCUAUCGGAAUGGACACGGACGAGCUGUUCAACGACGAGGACCUGGACUAUUCAUGCCAUCCAAGCAGCUUUAAAGCUCCAGGCUACAAAGCUGCUGCUGGCUGCAGCUCGCGCAACCAUGUGACCAUUCAGGCGGCCGAACUGAUCGACUCGGAGUUCCGGCCUGGUAUGAGCAGCCGGCAGAAGAACAAAGCCAAAAGAAUGGCCAAACUAGUGGCGAAGCACAAAUCCAGAGACGCGGAUCCCAACGAGAAGAGCAACGACGGCUGCGAAGGCGAACCCGAGGAGAAGCGGAGAAAAACGACCAACGUGGUCAUUGACCAGCCAGCAACAGAACACAAGGUCUUAAUUGACAACGUCCCAGAUAACUCGGGUCUCUUAGAGGAGUCUCAUGAGUGGCCUCUGGAGAGCUUCUGUGAGGAGCUUUGUAACGACCUCUUCAAUCCAUCUUGGGAGGUCCGUCAUGGUGCGGGCACAGGACUCAGGGAAAUCCUGAAGUCUCACGGCGCUGGAGGUGGGAAGCUGGUUGGAAGCACUGCACAACAGAUGCUGCGGCAGCAUCAGGAGUGGAUAGAGGACCUGGUGAUCCGUCUCCUCUGCGUCUUCGCUUUGGACCGCUUUGGGGACUUUGUUUCUGACGAGGUGGUGGCUCCUGUCAGAGAAACGUGUGCGCAGACGCUCGGCGUGGCUCUCCUUCACAUGAGUGAGAGCAGCGUUUCCAUGACAGUAGACGUCCUCCUGAAGCUGCUGAAGGAGGACCAAUGGGAGGUCCGGCACGGAGGCCUUCUGGGCAUCAAAUAUGCCUUGGCUGUCCGACAGGAUCUGAUCUCUGUGCUGCUCCCCCGGGUGCUGCCUGCAAUAACCGAGGGUCUACAGGACCUGGAUGACGACGUCAGGGCUGUGGCUGCUGCUGCUCUCAUUCCAGUGGUGGAAGGCUUGGUCCAGCUACUGCCCAACAAGGUACCUUUUAUUGUGAACACCCUGUGGGAUGCCCUGCUGGACUUGGACGAUCUCACCGCUUCCACCAACAGCAUCAUGACUCUGUUGUCUCUGCUGCUGACCUUUCCUCACGUCCGGCAGUGCAGCAUUGAGCAGUCUCUCACUGUCCUGGUUCCUCGAGUCUGGCCGUUCUUGAGACACACCAUAUCCUCAGUAAGAAAGGCGGCGCUGGAAACUCUUUACACGCUGCUGUCCAAAGCUGAAGAGAGUUGUGCGGUCUGGAUAAACCCCAUAUUACAAGAUAUGUUGCGACACAUCUUCCAGUCCGCCAUACUGGAGAGCAACGAGGAAAUCCUCGAACUGAUUCAAAAGGUGUGGAUGGAGCUGCUGUCUCAGGUGCCCCAGCAGUUCGUGGUUUCAGCCAGCUGUCCAUGGAUGGGUGCCUGGCUCUGUCUGAUGAUGCAGGCCUCUCACAUCCCUAUAGACCUGAACAUGCUGCUGGAGGUGAAAGCCCGCUCCAAGGAUAAGACCGGCCUGAAGGCGCGACAAGGCUGCAAUCAAGUGAAGGAAACGGUGAAGCAGUACAUCGCCGGGGCCGAGACCGUAGCCGACCGAUCCCUGACCAGAUUACUGGUGUUCCGUGCCCGACUCAUGGCGGCCAAGUUGCUGGGAGCUCUGUGCCGGUGCAUCUGCGACCCUCAGCUCAACGCUGCGUCCCAGGAGAUCCGGCCAGCCGAGUCUCUGGGCCAGCUGCUGCUCUUCCACCUCAACUCCAUCGCCCUGCAGCGGGUCGCCGUGGCGCUGGUCCUUUGUGAGUGGGCUGCGCUGCAGAAGGAUUGCCAGGUGGUGUCGGCCAUGGUGCAGCCCCGGCUUUGGCUGUUCUCAACCGAGCAGCUGUACUACGACAGAAUCUAUCCCUUCACGCGCAUGCAGAACGAAUGCAAGCAGCUCAUCGCGCUGCUCGCCGAAGUUCACGUGGACCUCCAGGAACCGCCUCAAGCUGCAGCGUUUUUCACCAUAGACCAAGCCAACGAGCUGGCCCUGAACCCUGCAUGA